ACGUGAUUGGUUAGUCAAGCUUGAGAGCGAAGUGGAAGGUCGUCAGCCAUCUUUGAUAUUGUUAUCGUGAAAUCGUGGUAAGAUUUAGUCCGUAAACAAAGUGGUCAUGAGUCAGAGUGGCUCUUUUAAAGUCGAGAGGAUGGAUGAGGAGACGAAAAAUUUAACACAUUAUACAAAAGAGGACUUUUCAGAGUAUAUGUGGAUGGAAGAUAUGGAAAAUUACGAUCGAGUAAUUCAAUCUGAAAUCGAAGAGGAAAAUUACAUCCGGAAUUCAAUAGAGUUGCUUUUAGACGAAGAGGAGAGAGAGUUUGUGCAUUUUACGAGCUCGGGGGAACCACAUAUCCAGUUACCGAAGGAUGUCAACGCUGAUGAUCCUAAUCAAUGCAAUGGGAAUGGCCUUGCAGAUCAUUUCGAUUACAUGAAUGUGAACCAAGAACUUGAUCCCCAGCAGUUUCAUUGCAAUGGAUCAAAUCAGUGGCAUGACUACCAAGGCCAGACAGGGGGAAAUUUUUACUACCCGAACAACUAUCAAAUGUAUCCCCCAAACAACUUCGCCUUCAACGGCUAUGUUCAAAACGACUACCACCACCAACGUAACAACUACAACUCGCCUGUUUUACCACAGGGCAACCAAGUGUCACAACAUCACAAAGAAAAAACAACAUACCAUCUGAACCCAAAUGCAACAGUGUUUAUACCAGGUGGAUCAAAAUGAAGAUUUUGACUUAUUUAAUUUGUAUCUGUAAAGUCAAAUUGAAUUUAUAAUAAAGUAAGAAGCCAAUAUUUAAUAAUUUUUAGCCUAAUACAGCUUUUUAAGUCUUUAUAAUACAUUAAGAUUUAAUCCAGUUUCAUAACUAACCAGACUGAUGCAUGUACAGUUUUAUUUUAUCUUACGACUAUUUCUUGUGUAAGAAGAAAUUGGUGUCCUACUCUCCUUGUGUUGAGAAUCUGUAAAAAAGAAAACAAAUUUAAACCUAGUCAGAGGCACCUUGUAACUGUGAAGUACAAUUUUAACUCUUAAGUUUUCUUGUGCCAGAAAUUUGUUUAUAUACAUUCAAUGCUCUUUCAGUUUAAGCAAUAACAUUAAAAAGGUAAAGAUGUAAAUAUUUUAUUGGCAUAAUUUGUACUUGUCUUUCUUUGUUCUA
Rhopilema esculentum is the source of this 1145-nucleotide messenger RNA. RefSeq lists its product as uncharacterized. Gene Ontology annotation, molecular function: mRNA regulatory element binding translation repressor activity. Lineage: Eukaryota; Metazoa; Cnidaria; Scyphozoa; Rhizostomeae; Rhizostomatidae. Gene Ontology annotation, cellular component: cytoplasm. Gene Ontology annotation, biological process: negative regulation of translational initiation. The record is from RefSeq and is a predicted model, not a curated record.